Molecule: messenger RNA, 258 nt
Organism: Ascoidea rubescens DSM 1968
Lineage: Eukaryota; Fungi; Ascomycota; Saccharomycetes; Ascoideales; Ascoideaceae
Gene: SFT1
Product: Sft1p
Exons: 1
Biological process (GO): intra-Golgi vesicle-mediated transport
Source: RefSeq, a predicted model, not a curated record
AACAACGUGAGAUUUGAAGCGCUAGCCUCCAAACUCUCUACUCUACGGUCCAUCACGGAAGAAAUCCACCAUGAUUCCCACCAGGAUGCCAAUUUGCUCGACAACCUCUCGAACCAGAUGAACUCGUUGGUAACCAACAUCAAGGCGUCCUCCACAAAGCUCUCCAGACUCUUUUCGUCCAACACCUCAAUGGUGAAAAUGGUGGGCAUAGCGCUCUUUUUCUUCUUCCUUGUAUACACGCUCUACAAGCUCUUCUAA